Cladocopium goreaui is the source of this 1067-nucleotide messenger RNA. The record is from the annotation of a GenBank genome assembly. NCBI's taxonomy places the organism in Eukaryota, Dinophyceae, Suessiales, Symbiodiniaceae.
GCUCCAAAAAGGGCAGGCCCUGCUGCCCUAAGGCUGAGGCCCAAGCGGUCCCAGGGGCUCCUGUGAUUUGAUCAUGGGGAGAGCUAUGCGGCUCUGCAGCUUGCUUUGCUUAGCCACUGCAAGCUGUACAUUCUGGUGCGCCUUUGUGAGCCCUUCAUUUGGAGGCCCUCCAAAGGCUCCAAAGGCUGGCCAAAGUCCACGUGCAUCUCCGGUGGUCCAGCGAGCAUCCACCCAGGGAGUGUCCUUGGCUGCACCACUCUGCCUUCUGGCCGUGGCGGCCGUGGCGCGCACCUCGAGACGCAAAGCGGUGAAGCGCCAUCCUGUUGUGCUCCUUUCGGCAUCACGCACGCUGCCCCCUGCCCAGAACAGUGUAGCCCCCAGCUACAGUGACUUGAUCAGCGUCGAGGAUGAACUGGAGACUGUCCCAAUGAAUGACAGUGAGAACAGCUUCACGGAGGCAAACGUGGAGCCAGUUACUUCCAUGCCUGCUGCGCCGGGGCAGAGCCCCAAGUCACGUCGUAACCGCAAGUGGCGAUCUUCCAGGACACAGCGGCGCUGCAUCGGUGCACGGCUGGCACGACCAGCCGAGCCACUUGUGCCCACAAAGCUUUCCUAUGACAUCAGCAAGGUUCGCAGCAAGCUCCAAAGUGGUCUCUGUGGACGUGACCCUUCUCGCACUGCGUGCCGUGCCCGCGAGACUCGAAGUCAAGUGAGCACUGCUACAGCACAAGGAAUCGUAGUAUAUUCUGGUUCUCGAUGUUCAAUUUUUAGUGUGGUUCAUCACUCCGAAGGAUUCUACCAUUCGUUGCUCCUUCAAUGAGUUUGCACCAGCUAGGGGAUCAGGUUCCGCCUCUUCCUGGAACCGCCUAAAUCUUUGCGAUGGCCGCGGUCAGCGCAGAGCCACUACGGCGCAGAUGUUCCGGAAGUGGUUGGGGCUGGCCUUGACAUGGCUGGAGCUAUGACAAUACGGCCUGGUUGGAGGGCCUGAGGAAUCGGUGGCCGACGUCACUGGUGACCUAUGCAUGGAUUCCCCAUCUAUGAUCUGGGAUCAAAUUGCAGACUUGAUC